This is a messenger RNA of Phycomyces blakesleeanus NRRL 1555(-), 1781 nucleotides long. RefSeq lists its product as hypothetical. The transcript has 8 exons. The record is from RefSeq and is a predicted model, not a curated record. Bases 1 to 1620 code for a protein of 539 amino acids. Lineage: Eukaryota; Fungi; Mucoromycota; Mucoromycetes; Mucorales; Phycomycetaceae.
AUGACACUUAGAUUAGAAAAUAUUAUUAGAGUAAAAACAUCUGAGUGGAAAGAAUGUUUAACAGAGAUUGGGGAAGCUUGUACAGUCAAGUGGGUUAUUCGCAACACCAAUAAGCAACCCACCAACAUUACUGCUGAAGACACCAAAGCAACUGGUAUUAAGUUGUGUUUUUCUCAGAAGUAUUCCUGUCAUUGUUGGGGAACCUAUGAAUCUAAGACAGCUUUGCGUGUGAUUCAAAAGCAAACAAAGAAAAACAAGUGUCCUGCUCUUCUUUGUGUGAAAGGAUUCUUUAAGACAUCUGAGUUAUAUGAAUUUGUUGUUACAAAAGAUCAUGCAGAGCAUACUCCUGGUGAUAUGCGUAGUGACAUUUACAUCCUUCCUCUUGCAAAGAAAUAUCUUCACGAGUUGGCUCAAAUUGAUAUGUUGAGAGCUGUAGAUCGAUAUGGUAGAAAGUCUGAAAGAAAAGUUAACUAUUAUGAUAUCUGGAAUUCGAUGAACAAAAUCAAUAAAAAGCUAUCCAUUGGUCUUUGCUUAUUGUUUUAUGUCAUCUAUGCAGCAAGUGUGGUAUACACAUCACAAUUGAGUGAAGAACAGACUUCACAAUCAAACACUGGUUCCUUCUUGCUAAUGAACCUGGGAAGUUUACAAUCUCUGGAACUGUUGCACAUCAGACACAUGUACACUACACACUCAUACAGUCUGCAGUUCUUAAAGACAUCUUUUUUGCUUGUUGACACAAAGCAAUUUACUAUUAAUUGUUGUACAGCAGAAGUUCACGCCAUUCAGAUAAGUUUCCCUGCAACACCCAUUCAAUUUUGCAUCUUUCAUAUAACCCAAGCAUGGAACCAAAAGUUAUCUGACAGUGUGAAGAUUCUUGGAUCCUCAUUAUCAGAGGCACGAAUUUUACAUGGUGUGAUGAUGAAGUCUCUGCAAGAGAUCAUUUAUGAAGAAGAUAUAGACGAGUUUCAUUAUAAAAUUGUACAAUUUAAAGAAGACUUCGACGACCAAGAAAGCUUCUUGGAUUACUUUGAGAGAAACUGGUGCACAGAAGCAAAGUUUAAGAUCUGGAGUAGAGCAUACCAUAAACGACAAUUCUCCUAUAUGCUCACAAAUAACUAUAUUGAGUCCUGGCACAAUCAAUUAAAAACAGUUUUCAUGAAAAAAUCUAGAAACAAGAGACUUGAUAAGCUUGUUUUUGUUUUAGUACUUAAUAUUGAGUAUUAUCUCACUCAAAAAUACAAACACGUCAUGGCAAACAAUGGUCCAAUGAGUUCUUUUACUAGACAACAAAGAAUACAUGAGAUGGAAGCUGAAGAAGUCGAUGAUGAUGACAGAGAAAUGAUGAUUGUUGCUCCUGGUAUUGCAAAAGAUAGCCAAACAUGCUUAUUUCCUGUACCUGCUUUGAUUAUCAGCAAAGAUAUAAACCUUUUGAAGAAGUUUUUAAGAGGAAGAAUUCAAGAUUUGAAAUUAGGAACGAAGAUUCGUGAGAACUUUUGUAGGUUUUGUUUAUUGAGAAAAGAUUUUGUAUCAAAGUUUGACGAGGUUCCUACACUGAACUACUACUGCUAUUUAUAUUGUUUUGGAUUGGGAAAAUUAUAUGACUGGGGUCAGUCCCAAUGAAGUAUUAACAUCGAAAGUAAAUGUGUUUAUGAGUUAUAAUUAUGCUUAUAAUAAUCCACUGAUGUAUCCCAUAUUAUGGUGAUAUCAUCAUAUGAAAUAUAAUCACUAUCAUGCAUGCUAAACCUGUGUGUUAAAUAAUAAAGUAAUCGGUAGACACCUUU